GAACUUCCAGUGAUGUUUUAUCCAUUCUUUCAAGUUAUUUCACCUCCACAUUCGUUCGCUUGAGGCUAAGAAAACACCAAGUUUCGUAACUCAAGUGCAACUCGAGAAAACAGAGCAAAUACUGGCGCCAUUUUUCCCCGGAUAACGUAACUUGGAACCUCUCGAGUGCCCUUCGGGGCCUCUACUAGUCUCACCUGUGGUCUAGAGGAGAAGCAAGGCAGUGGGCAGCUUCCUCACUCCUCACUCCGUAGUGUCCCUCUCGCCGUGGAGUUACUUGGAAAGUGGCAGAAAUCGUGCAGCGCUUCGUAUCUUGCACGAUUGUCCAGAAUCUCCCUGGGAGAUCUGAAUCACGUCCAUUGGCGAGGCAGGUGUUUCCAGAUUCCAGGCUAAGCAAGUGGUCCAUCGCUGGAAAACCACAACUCAAACAAGAUGUCAGCACUGGUCUACCUGCUGACGGUCUGCCUCAGCGGCCUAAUUCUCCGUGCUGACGGCUGCAACGAAGUCGUCUGCGCCAGUAUGGUCAGCAAAUGCAUGCUGACGCAGGCCUGCAAGUGCGAUUUAAAGAAUUCGCCUCUAAACGACUGCGUCUGCUGCCUCGACUGCGCCAAGUGCUUAGGUUACCUCUACACUGAGUGUUGUUCCGUGCUAGGUAUGUGUGAGCCAAAGACCCACGACUUCGGCAAGAGAGACUCGCAAGUCGGCGACCUCCAGGAGCCGUUCCCCCAACUCUUCACAGCCCUGACGAGCGAGAAGGAGCCCCAACUCCGAUGGACGUCCAUGACGUUCCCCAUCGACGUCAACCUGUCCGAUCUGGAGGGCAGCAGCCUCGACAAGAUCAAGUACAAGACAGUGACGCAUCCACAGGCCGCCGCCCCAGCUGUGGAGCAGAUCACCGUGAACUGCACAGUGCUGUACAUGUCUCAGUGCAUGAGCAGUAGCAAGUGCAAAACCAACUGCGCAACCACGGGCGCGACCGCCUACCGCUGGUUCUUCGACGGAUGCUGUGAGUGUGUGGGCGGUUCCUGCAUCAAUUACGGGGUCAACGAAAGCAGAUGCAUAGAGUGCCCGGUCGUGAGCGAGGAGGACGACUUCGACGACGACCUGACCGAUCAGCACUUGGCAGCCGCCCCCAGCAACAUGCUGGACGAGUCAGCACUGCAGGGGGACAUUCUCGCGGACGGGGAUCCUGCUAUUUAGGACUGCAGUGAUCUUCUUCUUCUUCUCGAGAAUAGCGCCAUAUAGAAGAGGCUUCCAUUAAUGUUCUGCCUCUUUUUUUUAUUUUUGUUUUUUUUUUGUAACUUUCAAAUCAAGACGUCUAUUGUUUCCCCUUUUUAAUUUUGUCAUGCAAGGAGCCCUUUUUGUUCGUGGUUUGUGUAAAACUGUAUGUAAUUUUUUUUUUUUGUAACUUUCAAAUCAAGACGUCUAUUUUUUUCUAAUUUGGCCAUACAAGGGGCGUAUUCUUCGUAGCUUCUGUAAAUCUUUGUAUCAGGAUUUUUUUUUCACUCAUAUCAUAUUUUUUAACCUUCAAAUUGGCACUUAUUGGUUUUUCAUUAUUUUGCCAUUCAGAGCAUACCAUUCUUAAUUUUCUAUUUUAUUUUUGGCGUUCUAAACGACAGAAUCAUCCUAAUUCUUUUUAGAUUUGCACCCCCACAUAUCAAUACUUAUUCCUUAAUUUGUAAUUGCAUCGUGCAAAAGAGGUCCGGACAAAGCAGCGCUUAUUGCUUCUCAGAUUUUCGUCAUUUAAUAGAUAUUUUUUUCUCAUUCUUUUCUCGAACAUAUAAGUAAACACAGAGCAGUAUAAUGCAAGACGGUUUCUAUUCAGUUAAAUGUUUUUGGUGCCAUUUAGUAUCCAGUCUGAAAGGGCGUUUUAUAUGAUUAAUAUUUCCUUUUAUCAAAUUUUGUCGUAUUUUUUUAUUCACAUUUUCCUAGAUUUUUGAAUCAUUAUAAACUUCAGUAUAUCACUAUAUUAUGGAAGAAUUUCAUAAAUGCUGGUAAUUUCACUUUAAUGAUAACCAACCACUAAUGCAUUUGGUCAAGACUGUCGUGGCACCAUAAUAUGUCUAUAUUAACAGAGAGAGAGAGAGAGAGAGAGAGAGAGAGAAAAUUGUUUUUUAGAUUAAGCUGGCAUGUUCACAGGCUCUUCUCGAGCAGCUCGUAAAGAGAGAGAGAGAGAGAGAGAGAGAGAGAGAGAGAGAGAGAGAGAGAGAA
Macrobrachium nipponense is the source of this 2208-nucleotide messenger RNA. RefSeq names its product twisted gastrulation protein homolog 1-B-like. Lineage: Eukaryota; Metazoa; Arthropoda; Malacostraca; Decapoda; Palaemonidae. Gene Ontology annotation, biological process: regulation of BMP signaling pathway. The transcript is spliced from 5 exons. Bases 430 to 1197 code for a protein of 255 amino acids. The record is from RefSeq and is a predicted model, not a curated record.